This is a messenger RNA of Symbiodinium necroappetens, 263 nucleotides long. Lineage: Eukaryota; Dinophyceae; Suessiales; Symbiodiniaceae. The record is from the annotation of a GenBank genome assembly.
AUGCGGGCACUCGUGGCCGUGAAACGGGUGGUGGACUAUGCCGUGAAGGUCCGUGUGAAGCCGGACAAAACCGGUAUCGACUUGAACAACGUGAAGAUGUCCAUGAACCCGUUCUGUGAGAUUGCGGUCGAGGAGGGAUUGAGACUAAAAGAGAAGGGGCACAUCUCCGAGCUGAUUGCAGUCUCCUGCGGGCCUGACAAGGCCUCCGAGACCCUGCGACAAGCUCUGGCGAUGGGUGCUGACCGAGCAGUCCAUUUGAAGAC